AUGAACCAAGAUAGCAGUCCACUUUACUAUGGAAGGACGGUAAACAAAGUUUAUAACCAAGAAUUUAUCAUUGAUCGUCGAUUCAAAAUCAUCAAAGAGUUGGGCCAUGGAGCUUAUGGAAUAGUGUGCUCUGCCAAAUACGAUGAUGGGUCAGAGAACACAAUGCCUGACGACAACAACAACAACAACAACGACAACAACUUAUCUUCUUCUGCCAAUGGGUCUUAUGUUGCUAUAAAGAAAAUUACCAACAUUUUUAGUAAAAAAAUAUUGUGUAAGAGAGCUUUACGUGAAAUAAAGCUCCUCCAGUUUUUCCGAGGUCACAAGAAUAUAACAUGCUUGUACGAUUUGGAUGUAAUACCUAAUCCUUUAUCAGGCGAUUUCAACGAAAUUUACCUAUAUGAGGAGUUAAUGGAGUGUGAUAUGCACCAAAUUAUAAGAUCGGGCCAGCCGCUUACGGAUCUGCACUAUCAAUCAUUCAUAUACCAAAUUCUUUGUGGACUCAAAUAUAUCCACUCCGCCGAUGUACUACAUCGAGAUUUGAAACCGGGGAAUCUCUUGGUCAAUGCCGACUGUGAAUUGAAAAUCUGUGAUUUUGGUCUUGCAAGAGGAUUUUCAGAAAACCCUGAACAAAAUCAGGGCUUUAUGACAGAGUAUGUGGCAACUCGAUGGUAUAGAGCUCCGGAAAUUAUGUUGAGUUUCACAAAUUACACAAAGGCUAUAGAUGUAUGGUCUGUGGGAUGUAUACUUGCUGAACUUUUAGGAGGAAAACCCAUUUUUAGAGGUAAGGACUAUGUGGACCAGCUCAACCAAAUAUUGAUGAUAUUGGGAACACCCCCAGAAUCAACCUUGGUGAAAAUCGGCUCUCAAAGAGCUCAAAGCUAUGUGAGAUCAUUACCUUUUAUGAAAAAAAUAAGUUAUGAACACUUGUUUCCAAAUGCGAAUCCUCUUGCAUUAGACUUGUUGGAGAAAAUGUUGUCUUUGGAUCCCCACAAGAGAAUUAGCGUGAAUGAAGCUUUGAAUCACGAAUACCUAGAAGUCUGGCACGACCCAAGAGAUGAGCCAGAGUGUCAGAUCAAAUUUGAUUUUAAAACGUUUGAAACGUGUGACGAGUUGAUUGAGAUGAAACAAUUAAUAAUUAAGGAGGUAAAAAACUUUAGAGAAUUUGUCAGAAAACCAAUAGAGGAGCAACAACAAAUCCAACUACAGUUUCAGUUGGAGGAGAAGAAAAAGCAAGAGCAAAUACAAGAGCAAGAGCAAAUACAAGAGCAACAAAAGCAAGAAUUUGAACGAAAUAGAAAAAUAGAGAUUGAUUACCACAGCAAUGAACGUGGACUCGGUCCAAGUAACGUUUUGAUUGAUGUUCUCCCGUCUCAAACGCGAGACGCAGAUUAUCCUAAGCCGCAGGAAUUGAACGAUUUUUCCUACUCGAGUCUUGAGCUGGCAAAUCCUCAAGUUGAUCAAUAUGUAAGAGGAGAAAAAAGGGAUGACGAAAACUUUCAAGGUAUUGGAUUUGACUUUAACACAACCCCCUCAGGGACAGACUAUUAUAGACUAGAAGAAGAACUAGGAUUUGGAUUAGAUGGUAAUACCUUUGAUGAUUUUUCACAAAAAGAAAAAACACUAAAUAAUUAA
Messenger RNA from Lodderomyces oxycetoniae, 1635 nucleotides. It is a transcript of the gene MKC1, whose product is annotated as mitogen-activated serine/threonine-protein kinase. Gene Ontology annotation, biological process: intracellular signal transduction; protein phosphorylation. The transcript has a single exon. The coding region runs from base 1 to 1635 and encodes 544 amino acids. Lineage: Eukaryota; Fungi; Ascomycota; Pichiomycetes; Serinales; Debaryomycetaceae. Gene Ontology annotation, cellular component: nucleus; cytoplasm. The record is from RefSeq and is a predicted model, not a curated record. Gene Ontology annotation, molecular function: ATP binding; MAP kinase activity.